Chiloscyllium plagiosum (whitespotted bambooshark) is the source of this 3533-nucleotide messenger RNA. Its product is annotated as protein ELFN1-like. Lineage: Eukaryota; Metazoa; Chordata; Chondrichthyes; Orectolobiformes; Hemiscylliidae. Gene Ontology annotation, cellular component: plasma membrane. Gene Ontology annotation, molecular function: protein binding. The record is from RefSeq and is a predicted model, not a curated record.
GAAUCCUACCCUGGCCUUAUAUCAGCAAGACAGGAAUUGUUUCACAAAGGCAGCUAAAUCUGUGGACCUGAGGUAAGGAUCCAGCUUCAAUAAUUAAUUCGCUAAUCACAGCAUGUUCUCUUCAAUUCCUUCUGAAAAGAGAAAAUGACAUUCACAUCAACAGAAAAGCAGAUGAAACCAUCUAUUGAAAUGUACUGGAAGUACAAAGGGAUCAAAUGAGAAGUUACCAUAAAGAAAAUUGGAAUAGGGAAAUAUCAUGAAUUAUACAGACGAGAAAGUUACGACACCUCAGUUUAAUAGCUAGAGUUUCAAGGACAGUUUUGAUUUUAGAGCUACAGAACAAUUCAGCAUCAUUUAUUGAGCAGGUGAGUGUUAUUGGAAGAUUUUGCUCACAAACCCCCUCAGAGCACAAGGGGAUGGCUCUGCACAGUUUCAUUCUCUGGGUCUCACUAGCCUCGUUGAUGAAUGCUGCUGGUGUUUAUGGUGACUGCUGGCUCAUUGAAGGGGAGAAAGGGUUUGUGUGGCUGGCCAUUUGUAGCCAAAACCAACCACCAUACGAAUCCAUUCCUCAGCACAUCAACAGUACCAUAGUGGACCUACGGCUGAAUGAGAACAAGAUCAAAAGCGUCCAGUAUUCCUCGCUCAAUAGGUUUGGUAACCUGACAGAACUCAAUCUGACCAAGAAUCAGAUUUCUUACAUUGAGGAUGGAGCCUUCUCUGCUCAGUACAACCUGCGUGUUUUGCAACUGGGAUUCAAUAAACUUCGGAACAUCACGGAGGGAAUCCUGCGGGGGCUGGGCAGGCUUGAAUACCUCUAUCUCCAGGCCAAUCUCAUUGAGGUGGUGAGCCCCAAUUCUUUUUGGGAAUGUCCCAAUGUAAUGAACAUCGACCUUUCCAUGAACCGGUUGCAAACCUUGGAAAGUUCCACCUUCCUCGGUCUUGGCAAGCUCACCACUUGUGAACUCUACGGCAAUCCAUUUUAUUGUUCCUGUGAUCUACUGGGCUUCUUGAAAUGGCUGGUGCAGUUCAACAACACCACCAGGAGCUACGAUCGAACUCAAUGUACAUCUCCUUCAGAUUUUGCUGGGUAUCUUUUGCUGAACCAAGGCCAGGCCAGUUCCAAGGAUGCAUUGAGUGUACUUGCUUCAAUGUGCAAUGAAGACCUUGACUCUGUUGAUCCCAGGUUUAUCUUCACACAGAAACCCUCAACUACUACUGUCCCAGAAAGUCCCUGCGAAGCUGAAGAUUGCCCAUCAGGUGAAGAGUCUACUCCAUUGAUAUCCUUUCAGACCCCCAUCAUGAAUAUUGACGAUACACCAGUAAUAAAGUUAAAAGAGAUCACCUACACAACAGCAACCCUUCUGGUCCACAUUCCAUUCCCUAUUCGGAAAGAAAACAUCCUGGUACAAUAUAACAACAGCAUGUAUACGGACAUAAAGAGCCUAUCCACAGAAAAGGAGGAAAUUAAAAUUGAAGAAUUAAUUCCCCAUACUAAUUAUACAUAUUGUGUGGCUUCCAUUCAAAAUUCGCUGAGAUACAAUCAAACUUGUGUAACCUUCUCAACAAGGGCUAAAGCCAAAGCAAAGCCAUUGCCUGCCACUUCCAAUACCACUCAUUACAUCAUGACCAUUCUGGGUUGCCUCUUUGGGGUAGUCAUCAUCUUGGGUGUGACCUAUUACUGUCUGCGUAAAAAAAAAGAGGAACAAGUAAAGAACAAGAAAUCAGGAAAUGCCAAGAAGACAAUCAUUGAGCUGAAAUAUGCCCCAGAGUUGGAGACCAUCACCAUCACCCAAAUGGCACAGAAGCCAGUCCCACCCUCCGACAUGAUGUCAUCCAGGAUGCCUUUCCUACCUUCAGCAGGGGAUCUGGAAGAGUACAAUCUCCGGGAGGUGAUUGAAAGUCCGAAGCUCAGUCGAGGAAACUAUAUGGAUGUGAGGACAGGUGAACAUCCAUAUCACAGAGAUAUCCUCGAGAGUAUGUUUGGAGAGAGUCAGGACUCUGCCGCUGAAAUAUCAACCAUAGCAAAAGAAGUGGAUCAAGUGAAUCUGAUCAUCAAUAACUGCAUUGAUGCUCUGCAGACAGAGUCCAGCUCCUUCCGAGGUCCUAGUGCUAGGACCUUGGCAUCAGUGGAGCCCCAGGACUUUUUGGUUUCCGAACAGUCCCAGGGAAAAUCAGGGUUCCUGUCCCCUAUUUACCGGGAAAGCUACCACCCACUAAAGAGACAUAGCAGUAUGGACGCAGCACCCAAAUGUCCCAGCAUCUCUUCUAACUGCUCUGUGCGCAGUCCUCGAUCAGUGCGUUCUGAGAUCUAUGCUGGUCCCAGGUACAAAUCAGAAGCAAAAUACAUUGAAAGGACCUCUCCAACACGCAGUGCCAUCCUAAGCGGAACCCCAUGUCGCAUUGUGAGAUCAGAAACAGGGCAAAAGCAGCCCUACAGUGACCACUCACACCUCUAUGCUGGCUUGCAUCAUGGAGAGCGAAAGCAGAUGAGGAGUCCAAGUCCAUGUGUCCUUGAAGCCCUCCCACGAUCUCGAUCCAGGAGAAAUUUGGCCUACACUCAGUUCUCCCCCCAGUACCACAGCGUCAGCUAUGCCUCCAGCCCAGAAUACUCCAGCAAACCCUCUAAGGGGGUCUGGGAGCGUUACAAACCUCAUGAGAAGUGGCACAGGAAGGAUGAAUACCUUGCUGCAGGGUAUGCGCUGAGGAAGAAAGUACAAUUCGCAACAGAUGAGGACUUGCAUGAUAUUCUAGAUUACUGGAAAGGAGUUUCCAGUCAGCACAAAUCUUGACUCCUCACUCAUCAAGACUAAAUUGGACCAAAAAAAACAUGAAAAUAUCUGUUUUUACCCAAUUAUAUUAACUUCUUAAAAAGAACUGAAUGCACUAAGAAUUCUUGAAACUGAACUCUAAAACCUGUGUAAAGGAUUUCUCUUUUUCUCCCUCACUAUAUAUAUAUGCAUAUAUAUAAUAUAUAUAUGUGUAUAUAUAUAUAUGAUAUAUAAUAAAAAGGAAAUCCAAUGCCUUGGAAUAUUGGAUAUUAUUUAUCGCAUGACUCUGUCCUGUGACUGUGACUCACUGUAGUGUACAUGGGGCAUUGUUCGUUGUACAAUGUACACCGUGACUGGACUGUGCCGUGUAAUUGUAGCUCACACACUGCUCACACCUUGCAUUGUACAGUAAUAUUUACCAGUAAGAUUCCCCCCCCCCUCCUUUGCCCCUGCAGUUCUGUACAGAUAAAUUUCUAUAUUUGCAAUGAUGUUUCUGGAUUUUUUUGCCUGUUUGUAUCAGGUUUUAAUUGCGGAUUUUACAGAAUAGUCUGUUUGGUUCCCAGUGAAUGUCUAACAACUGGCCCUGAGCUUUGGAUAAAACUGGACUGGUGAAAGAAAUGCACUGAGUGGUUUCUUCUGUCACAUUCUCUUUCUGUCUCAUUGGUCGAAGUAAUGGGUUUUCUCAUCUGGAGUGAAAUCUUCACCUGCAAAAGGAGCAAAGGAAAGAGAGUAAAAGAGACAGAGAGGAAGAUAUAGAAAGGAACA